CUCUCAGGAGCAGAGAGGCUUUUCAGGAAGCUAUCAGUCAUGACUGUGAGCAGUGAGACAGAAGCAGGACACGGAGCUGGCUGCAACACCUCCUCUCCUCUCUUUUGAAACUUCAACCAACAACCCAGGCUCAAUGGACUUUGUAUUAUGGUUGCAUGAAAAACGUACUGGAGUUCCAUUUGAUGGCUUUGCAAUAACAGGAACUGGAUUUUGUGGAGAAGAAAAUGCAGUUUGACUGGAUUAUAUGUGGAUGAAAUGAAGUUUUUGGAGAAUUUAUGGUCGCAGUUUACUGCAGUGAAUUUUUUUUUUUUUUUGAUUUCUUUGAAUGCCUGGUGUAAUUUUCUUAAACGCGCACAGAACUAGAGCCUCCUCCUGUUAUGGAGAACCUCACCAUGGAUAACAUGACUGUGGAGAAUGACACGUCGGUGCAGGACAAUCAGACCCUGGGUGUUUGGACUGACUACACAGUUGAAUACAAAGUGGUCAGCGUGUUUUUGGUGUCCCUCAUAUGCGGGGUGGGGAUCGUGGGCAAUGUGAUGAUCAUAAUGGUGGUCCUGACCACCAAACACAUGCGGACUCCCACUAACUGUUACCUGGUGAGUCUGGCCGCGGCUGACCUGAUGGUCCUGACGGCUGCCGGGCUGCCCAACAUCACCGACGCUCUGUGCGGACAAUGGGUGUUCGGCUACGUGGGCUGCUUGGGGAUCACUUAUUUCCAGUAUCUGGGAAUAAACGCGUCCUCUUGCUCCAUUACAGCAUUCACCGUGGAGCGCUACAUCGCCAUCUGCCACCCCAUCAAAGCGCAAUUCCUGUGCACUUUAUCCAGGGCAAAAAAGAUCAUAAUGCUGGUUUGGGCGCUCACCUCUGUCUACUGCGUCAUGUGGCUCUUUCUGUCAGACACUACAAAGUUGGCUUAUGAUAACGUGGUGCUACUCAGCUGCGCCUACAAAGUGUCCAGGAGCCACUACCUGCCCAUUUACUUUACAGAUUUCGCGGUGUUUUACGUGCUGCCUCUCAUGCUGGCCACGGUUAUGUACGGACUGAUCGCCCGGAUACUUUUCCUAAACCCGCUGCCUUCAGAUACCAAGGACAGCACCAAGAAGUGGAAGAAGGAGACGGGUCAGCGAGGGAGGGUAAUCAGCAGCUCCUCCAGGAGCACCACGGCUUCCUCCCGCAGACAGGUGACGAAGAUGCUGGCUGUGGUGGUGAUCCUCUUCGCCUUACUUUGGAUGCCCUACCGGACCUUAGUGGUGGUCAACUCCUUCCUGGACAAGGCCUACUUGGACACCUGGUUCCUGCUCUUCUGCCGUCUCUGCAUCUACCUAAACAGCGCCGUCAACCCGAUCAUCUACAACGCCAUGUCCCAGAAGUUCCGCGCAGCUUUUAAGAAGUUGUGUCACUGCGGCCCUCAGCGUAUGGAAAAACCAGCUUCUUACAGUGUGGCGCUAACCUACAGUGUCAUCAAGGAGAUGUCUAACGGGGAAAGUCCUGACCACUUCACUACAGAAAUGGACGAGCUAAACAUGCCUACAGAUCAGUACUUACCGGCCAGCAUCCUGCCAAGUGCCAAGAAAAUGCCGUUCGAGAAGCCUUCCCUAUUGGGAGUGAUGUCAAAGCCUGAUUAAAACAACCUUUCCACCUAAAAAGGAUAGCAGAGAUUCUGACAGCUGGAGUAUGGAUUCAGUCACCCAUGGAAUAUUAGAGAAGAUUCAUUUUUAUUAAUUAAAAGUACCCAGACACUUCCAAUUAAAUUUCUCCAAGGUGUUUUCUCUAGGAAAUGUUUCUUUUAUUUCACACGACCAUUUGCCAAAAGCCAAAUAGUAUGCUAUGAGAUGAGCUGACAUAUAGGCCUUUCAGCAUUUUGUACAAAAUAAGUGAAGGGAGCUUUAAUCAAUCUUGCAAAAUACAGUUUAUUGAUACAUCAAUACAGCGGCCAUUCUCAGCUCUGCAGGAAAGCCUCUGCCCAUGUCUUAUUUGUCUGAAAAACCGGAAACAUUAGCUAUUAAUGCAGGAUGUUAUGUACCAAAUCCUUGUGAUAUAACGCAGAGACCCCUUUAUAUAAACACUGACUUAAACUGUUGCAGGAAAAAGGUGCAUGAGAGCAAUUAAUGUCAUCAAACUGCUUCAAACAAAAAGAACCAGACUGUGUUAAACCAAACACUACAAUACGUCACACUUAACAGUGGAGAUGUUUCAGGAGUGUAUAUCACCCGGCCAAGUGAUAUGUCAAAACAUUUCAUCACAAUACUUUUCAAUCUAUAUUCAUCAAGAUAUAAAAUUACCAACAAGUGUGUAAGCUGCAGAAAGAUCUAUUUAAAUUAAUAAAUGAUACUAAAAUAAACAAUCUUCAGUCCUGUCAGCAUGUUCUCAAGUGUGAAAAUGUUUACAGCCAUGGAGGUUAUAUCUUGGGUCAGUUGCUUCAUCAGUUAAAAUAGUAAUGUUGCAGUUUGUUGCAGGGGUACUCCUCUGACAACCUCGUUACUCGUUAAUGUGGGUGGGUCUAAUUACUGGUAAGAGAUCAGAUGGUGAUGCUUUAGGUUUAACUUAGUUCCUGGUAUUUCCUAUCCUUGUUGACACCAAUGUUUGACAUUGUUAACAGUAUGGACUUUAAGUUACUGUACAUUGGCCUAGCCCUGUUUGGGACUUUAAGUAGCCUAGUAAAGCCACACCACUGACGUUACCUCGUUUAUCCACAGCAGCUCUUUACCUUUAAGGGUGUGACUGCUGAGCUGUCACUUUCUGUACUGACACAAAAAAAUGUCAUCCUCAAAGGACAUGCUCCUCUCUCCCGCCAAAAUAUUGCGUGCGAUGUGUUUAGCUAACUCAACCAACUCUGCUGUGUCUAUCUCGGUAAAGUAAAUUUCUAAAAUAGUGCCAUAUGACCAGGACACCAGGGGAGCGUCUACCUGCAUCGCCAUCAGUUUGCUCCCAGUAACUCCAAAGUUUUCUUAUAUUAUUAAUAUUAUUAUUAUUGUGUCGUAUUAGCUGUCUUGCUAACAGGACUUCACGCAGUCACUAGGGCUAACGUCAAGCUAGCUGCUGAUGGUCAGUAAAUACCUCCAAACUGUAGGCUUGCUGCUUAUUUCGUUUUCUAGAUGUAACCAGUGGAUGUUUCAACCUGUUUUUUAAAAAGCACAGAUAAACUAGGCUGAGUAACAAGUAGGGAUGCAACGAUUAGACAUUUUGUUGGGAUGAUUAUAGUCUGAGGAAUAGUCACGGUUUCACAAUCACAAUUAUUAUGCAUUAAUUAAUUUAACAACACUAGUAAUGACUUAAGUUGAUUUUUAAUAUUUAAUUACAUUGACAAUUAUAUUUCUAUAAUAUGUAUUAUUGAUAUACAUAUGGUGCGUGUUGCUCAACAUAGCAACAAACCGCCUUGGUGUGGCACAAGUCACUGAAAAUAAUGGGUUUCAUAACGGUGCUGUUGGUGCGGUGGGUCUGAAGUUACACCUGCUUUUUUUGUUUACGUUGCACUGAAAGCCCAAACUCUCACCACUAUAGCAUCGAUUGUAAGUGACAUGUUUAUAUUUAAUUCCCUACCAACUUGCCAUGUUAUUUUACUCAGUCAUUAUGUAUUACCUUUACUUGGCCGUGCAAAGCUGGGUGGUGAUCUUGCAGGUGCUGCAUCCCUAUUAACAAGUAAUCUAAAAAAUUCUAAUUACUUGCCUUUGAGUAACAAGUAAAUUAGCAUAACUAAUUUUUAAAAUGAAUAAUAUUUAAUGUGUAAAUCAUGAUAAUAAAUAAUAAUGUGUACAAUUUUAAAAGUAGGUUAGAUUUACUUUAGCUUUGUUUUUGUGAUUGGGUUACGUUGUCAAGCAAUCUAAUUUAUCUAACUACAGUAUAUCAAAGUUUCUAAUUUUCUUAUCAAGGAAAUGGAGAGGAUACAAUGGCACCCAGGUUUUACAAGCAAGUCUUUCCUCUUUGUUCAUGUACCUCACCACCAGAAACCAUGUAAUCAUGCUACUAGAGAGAAAGCCCAAAUUUGAAUUGCACAACCUUUUGAAAAGGUCAGAGUAAAGAACAGAACAGAUAUCACAGACACUCACUGAAAACCUGCUGUGUCAGUUUAGUAAUUAAUUUAAAAUCUCAUUACCUCUAAAUGUUUCUGCAGAGGCAUUAGUCUUAACAGUGACAGACACACCAAAGCCUUAUGUUGCUUUGGUAACUGUGAAGAAGAUCACAGUGGACUCACAGUGGAGCCUGUGAAGGUUAGUGGCCAAUAUAUAUAAUAAUGAGGGAGAAAUGUGUAACCCUGAUGUGCAGACCGAGAGGCUGUUCUUCAAAGGGUCAGAUAACUGUGGUGGCAGUAAUUCACUGCAGACUGCAGAGUAAAUCACUUUCCUAUGAUUUAUCUACUCAGCAAAUGCCACAGAGAAAUAAUGGAACGUGUAAAUAGAUUGCGACAAAGUGCCAUACUUACGUUGGCGCAAUCCACAGUAUGUACACCUUGCUAUUAAAAGAAGAAUUUUAUGCUGUUUGUUUGAGCUACGUAUAUGUUUAAAUUGAAGAGCACUCAGAGGGAAUGAAUACUGAUUGAACUUAAUGAAAGGGACCAGUUUCAUACCGAGCAGCCGGCUUUUUUGUCCAUACUGUAAAGUUGCUUGAAAUUGAUUGUGCAGUGCAAUGUGGAAUUAAUUCAGUGUUGUGUUUUCAAAUGUGUGCCAUUUUUAAAAUAAUAGCUUGCUUUGAUCCACCGUUCCUUCUGUGCGUUUUUAUGGCAUUUCAGACCAGUCAGUGGAAGCUAACAAGCUCUAAAGUGGAAUAUGUCAGAAAAUGUCAAGCGAAAAAAAGGGUUGAAGAAGGUAUGUAGCGUACAGUACCUCUCAUUUGUGCAAUUUUAUUAAUUUCUCCCUUUGUUCUUGUUGAAACACAUUUUGUGAAAAUACCAAAUAGUUGUGAUGGAGAUGUUUUCUGUUCUGCACGGUGCGCAGUUUGCAGCAUGAACGCAAGCUUUUGUGAUGUGAACACAAAGAUAAAAGUUAAUAAAAUCUUACCUGAUAUUUCCAUCUGAGGCGACGCUUGGUGCUGUCUCAAGGUAGCGUUCUUCUGCUCUUGCUGUUUGAUGGAUUGUUUUGUACUUUGUAUUGUUCUUUGUCUAU
Micropterus salmoides (largemouth bass) is the source of this 5099-nucleotide messenger RNA. It is a transcript of the gene trhra, whose product is annotated as thyrotropin-releasing hormone receptor a. Gene Ontology annotation, biological process: phospholipase C-activating G protein-coupled receptor signaling pathway. Gene Ontology annotation, molecular function: thyrotropin-releasing hormone receptor activity. Lineage: Eukaryota; Metazoa; Chordata; Actinopteri; Centrarchiformes; Centrarchidae. Gene Ontology annotation, cellular component: membrane. The record is from RefSeq and is a predicted model, not a curated record. The transcript is spliced from 2 exons. Bases 378 to 1625 code for a protein of 415 amino acids.